UUUUUCUUUUAUUCUCAUCUUCUUUUUGUUACUUUUCCCGUAUUUCGUUCUAUCUUAUUUCUUGUACAUACAUAUGUAACAAAGAGUGACUAGGAUUCCUCGACUUGUACGGUCACAUAACCUCAUCUAAAUAUUUAUUUUGUUUUAAAAUCGCGCAGGAAUCACCCAUUCAUAUCAUCCAAGGAACAAGUAUGGCUCAUCGAGUUCUCAGUCGAUAUCCCAGAACGAUGGUACAUCAUUCGCAGAAAGUGGUGCAAAGGUUCGAGUACCUGCUCGUGAUGGACUUUGAGGCUACGUGCGACAAAAACCCAGUGCUCAAACCGCAGGAGAUCAUAGAACUACCGUGCGCAGCGGUGUCCACAUACGACUGGGAGUUGAAGGACACGUUUCACACAUAUGUCAGACCGAGGAUUCGCCCCGUGCUCACACCGUUUUGUACGGAUUUGACGGGGAUCAUGCAGGAGACUGUGGACAAUCAGCCUUGCUUCGCAGACGUAUUCACGGCGUUCCGGAAGUGGCUGACGAAGGGAGGGUACUUCGACAGGCCCGACAAGAGCUCGUUCGUGACAUGCGGCAGUUGGGACCUGAAGAUCAUGCUACCGGCCCAGUGUGAUUUAGACGGCAUCACGUUAUCGGAUGAAUUCAAACAGUGGAUAGACUUGAAGCAUACAUUCUGCGAAUCCACCGACUACUUCCCACGGAGCUUGAAAGACAUGCUCGCACGAUUGAACCUUCCACUGCAAGGACGUCUACACUCGGGCAUCGACGAUGUGAAGAAUAUGGUUUCGAUAAUACAAGCUUUGAGAAAUACGUAUAAUACACAAUUUAAAAUUACUUCAUCGUUAAUGACUUCCACAUUAAAUUUGGGCACCAAGCAGGAACAUGAAAGGGAACAUGAAAGAAAGAACACGUGAGAAUUAAUUAAAAAAUUGUUUUGCAUUAAGUAAAAAAUAGUCGUUUUGUAAAAUUUAUCACAGUAACUAUAAAUAAAUAUUUCAAUCAUAUUGUAAAUAUAUCUGAUCACUGUCGUUUUACAAUAACAUUAAUCAGU
Molecule: messenger RNA, 1051 nt
Organism: Ooceraea biroi (clonal raider ant)
Lineage: Eukaryota; Metazoa; Arthropoda; Insecta; Hymenoptera; Formicidae
Product: ERI1 exoribonuclease 3
Molecular function (GO): 3'-5'-RNA exonuclease activity; nucleic acid binding
Source: RefSeq, a predicted model, not a curated record